Messenger RNA from Cotesia congregata, 1752 nucleotides. Lineage: Eukaryota; Metazoa; Arthropoda; Insecta; Hymenoptera; Braconidae. The record is from the annotation of a GenBank genome assembly.
AAAAGGACGAGGAUGGGCAACUGGGCGCUGGAUCUCGUUAUCGGGACUACUGUGCUCCUCGGGUGGAUAAUAAUAACGGGUGGGACCACAGCAGCACUUGAGGUACAGGAAGAGUUGAAGCACCACGGAAGAUGUGAGCCAAUAACUAUUAAUUUGUGUCUGCACUUGCCUUACAAUGAGACAAUAAUGCCCAAUCUGCUGAAGCACCAGAAGCAGGAGGAUGCAGGUCAGGAUAUCCAUCAGUACGCCCCGCUGGUUAAAGUUCACUGCAGUCCUGACCUUCGUUUCUUCUUGUGUCUGAUGUACGCGCCAGUUUGCACUAUUUUGGAGAAACCAUUGCCACCUUGUCGGUCUAUCUGCGAGAGAGCCAGAGCCGGCUGCGAGAGGAUCAUGAGGAACUUUGGGUUCCAGUGGCCACCGAGUCUCGAGUGCUCCAAACUUCCCGAGUAUGGUGACCCUGACGAACUCUGUGUGGGAAACAACGAGACGUCUUCAUCGUCAAGACUGUCAACGACGAUCCAGCCUCCUCAUAGGAUGAGACCUGCCUGGAAUGACGGACACAUCCCCUACGCAGGAAAUGCAAUUGCUGUUCCAGAGUACGAGAACAGAAAGUUUGUCUGUCCGGUUCAAUUUCACGUGCCUGAAAGCUACGGCUAUUCCCUAAACUUCAAGACAAAGCCAAUUCCCAAUUGUGCUGCUCCGUGCAAUGAGAUGUUUUUCACUGAACAGGAAAAACAGUUCGCCAGAGUAUGGAUCGGGACUUGGGCGUCGAUUUGUGCUGCUUCGUGCUUUUUCACUUUCUUGACCUUCCUAAUAGACAUGGACAGAUUUAGAUAUCCCGAGAGGCCUAUAAUAUUUUUAUCGGUGUGCUAUCUGAUGGUUGCGCUGGUAUACGUCGUGGGAUGGGCCGCAAAAAAUAACAUCGCCUGCAGACAGCCUCUCCCACCGCCUGAUAACAUGCAACAAGUGCAAAUGGUAUCUACGAUAACACAAGGAACUAAACACGAGCUCUGUACUCUGCUAUUUAUGGUACUUUAUUUCUUCGGGAUGGCAUCAAGUAUAUGGUGGGUCAUUCUCACUCUCACGUGGUUCUUGGCUGCUGGAUUGAAAUGGGGACACGAAGCUAUUGAAGCUAAUUCGCAGUAUUUUCAUCUUGCUGCUUGGGCUGCUCCGGCUAUUAAGACAGUCACUAUUCUGGCUUUAGGCAAAGUUGACGGAGAUGUGCUCUCUGGAGUAUGUUACGUUGGGAUAUGGAAUGUUGACGCGCUGCGUGGUUUUGUUUUGGCUCCUCUGUGCGUUUAUCUGGUCCUAGGAACAGCUUUCCUCUUAGCCGGAUUUGUCUCACUGUUCCGCAUUCGCACGGUGAUGAAACACGACGGUACCAAAACAGACAAACUUGAAAAGCUAAUGAUACGAAUUGGCAUUUUCUCGGUGUUAUACACCGUACCAGCGCUGAUUGUCAUCGCCUGUCUGUUCUACGAGCAAGCAUACUUUGACGACUGGAUGUUAACUUGGCACGACGACAUGUGCCGAGGACAAGUGACGAAAGCUUACUACUCAAUACCCUGUCCAUUCAGCAAAGGACCGCCAGAACCAGUACGUCCAGAAUUUCCGGUAUUUAUGAUAAAAUAUCUGAUGGCAAUGAUCGUAGGUAUCACCAGCAGCUUCUGGGUAUGGUCUAGCAAGACUCUUACCAGCUGGAGACAGUUUAUAAAUCACAUACGGGGCCGUCGCGUUGAGGCUUACGUUUAA